UGGGUUUUGUAUUGCGAUGAGCCGCCGGAACAGUAAUUGGGACCAGAUGAUAAGAGACAAGUGGGUGCUACUGAAUGCUACUGGCUACUGGAUACUGGAUACUGCAGUGGUUACCUUGAUCUAUGGAGCAGUAGGUGAAAGACAGCAGAGAUCUUAAGGAGAAGGAGAAAAAAUGGAAGUUUUUCAGUAAGCAAACACCCGUACAUCCAGGUGUUGAAAAGAAAAAAGAACAAGUUAAUUGGGUGUACGGGUUUCACUCGAUGAUUUAUGAUUAAACCGAGUCAGAAGUAUUAAUCAAGAUGAGCUACUCUUCUUUAUCAAGGAUGGGAUUAAACAUUACUGUGCUUAUAUCAGGAUCCGGAUCGAAUCUUCAAGCGUUGAUCGACGCGCAAGCGGCCAAUGAGUUGAAGGGGACGAUCACUCAGGUGAUUUCGUCGAGCGAUCAAGCAUAUGGAUUGACUCGAGCCCAAAAUGCAUCGAUUCCAACUAAAAGUCAUAUGUUGAAAGAAUAUUAUAAAGGAAUACCAAAGGAAGACAUAGAGAAAAGGAAAGAGAAAAGAGAGGAAUUCAAUAAACAUUUAGCCAAUUUAUUAAUCUAUGGCAAUAAGGAAGGUAGUAUUGAUUCGAACUAUGUUAAACCGGAUUUAAUUGUUUGUGCUGGAUGGAUGUUAAUAUUAUCAUCAAGUGUAUUAAAACCAUUGGAAGACGAUGGAAUUCCAAUCAUCAAUUUACAUCCCGCAUUACCAGGAGCGUUUGAUGGAACACAUGCAAUUGAAAGAGCAUGGAAAGAAGGCCAAGAAGGGAAGAUUCAAAUUGCCGGAGUAAUGAUACAUAAAGUAAUUACCCAAGUUGACAGAGGAACCCCAAUUUUAAUUAAAGAACUUGAAUUACGUAAAGAAGAAAGCUUAGAAGA
Molecule: messenger RNA, 913 nt
Organism: Hyphopichia burtonii NRRL Y-1933
Lineage: Eukaryota; Fungi; Ascomycota; Pichiomycetes; Serinales; Debaryomycetaceae
Gene: ADE8
Product: phosphoribosylglycinamide formyltransferase
Exons: 2
Biological process (GO): 'de novo' IMP biosynthetic process
Cellular component (GO): cytoplasm
Molecular function (GO): phosphoribosylglycinamide formyltransferase activity
Source: RefSeq, a predicted model, not a curated record